GUUUCAAGUGCGUAGUCACCAUUCCAUGCAUGUUGUUGGAAAAGAAUGGCUCUCAAACAGUGGCUGUAUGAGCAAAUGAAUCAAAUGUUAUCUUCAAGUUCUACCUUUUAUCUAUCUCUUCUCUCCUUUAUCAGCUUCCUCUAUGUGUUUAAGCUCUUAAGAAAAACCAAAUCCAAAACAAACCUGAUCAAUUUGCCUCCAUCACCACCAAAACUACCAUUCAUAGGCAAUCUGCAUCAGUUAGGUGAACUGCCACAUCGAUCUCUUCGAGAUCUCUCACUCAGGUAUGGUGACAUCAUGUUGUUGCAGUUGGGGCAGAUGCAUACUCCAACUCUGGUGGUUUCAUCUGUAGAUGUUGCCAUGGAAAUCAUGAAAACACAUGACGUUGCUUUUUCAAACCGACCCCAAAACACUGCUGCAAAAAUCUUAGUGUAUGGUUGUGCCGACAUUCUUUUUUCACCGUAUGGAGAAAGAUGGAGGCAGAAAAGAAAAAUAUGUGUCCUUGAACUUCUGAGCAUGAAAAGGGUUCAAUCAUUUCAUCUCAUCAGAGAAGAAGAAGUUGCCAAAUUGGUGAAUAAGAUACGGGAAGCAUGCUCCAGUGAUCCUUGCUACGUGAAUCUAAGUGAGAUGCUGACAUCAACAUCAAACGAUAUUGUUAGUAAAUGUGUUUUGGGAGGGAAAUACGCGGGAGAUGGUUACAGCAGUGUCAAAGAGUUAUCAAGGAAUGUUAUGGUUCAUCUUGCUGCUUUCACCUGGAGAGAUUAUUUCCCUUUGUUGGGUUGGAUUGAUGUGCUCACUGGAAAAAUUAAGGAAUACAAGGCCACUUCUAGAGCAAUUGAUGCUUUAUUAGAUCAGGCAAUUGAAGAGCAUUUCACAGUGAAGACAGAAGGCGACCACUCCAAAAAGAAAGCCUUGGUCGAUAUCCUUCUCCAACUUCAAGAGAACAGCAUGCGUAAUAACUUUGAGCUCACCAGAAAUGACCUCAAAGCACUGCUAGUGGAUAUGUUUGUUGGAGGAACUGACACUACUGCGGUGACAUUAGAAUGGGCAAUUUCAGAACUUGUGAGGAAUCCAAUGAUAAUGAAGAAAGCAAAGGAAGAAGUGAGAAAAAUUAUAGGGAAUAAAUCAAAUAUAGAAGAAAAUGACAUCAAUCAAAUGCAUUACCUAAAGUGCGUGGUCAAAGAAACUCUAAGGUUACACCCACCAGGUACCCUUCUGGCUCCUCGGGAAACAAUAUCUAGCGUUAAAUUGAAAGGGUACGAUGUUCCUGCAAAAACAAUGGUAUAUAUCAAUGCAUGGGCAAUUCAAAGAGACCCUAAAUUUUGGAAAAGCCCUGAAGAAUUCUUGCCAGAGAGAUUUGAAAACAGUGAGCUUGAUUUUAAAGGUCAAGAUUGUCAGUUUAUUCCAUUUGGUUUUGGAAGAAGAGGAUGUCCUGGAAUAAAUUUUGGAGUCACUUCAAUAGAGUAUGUUCUUGCCAACCUUCUUUAUUGGUUCGAUUGGAAGCUGCCUGAAUCUGAUACACCUAAACAAGACAUAGACAUGAGUGAGAUAUUUGGACUCGCUGUCGCAAAGAAAGUACCACUUCAUCUUAAACCGACACCGUUUUGA
Messenger RNA from Abrus precatorius (Indian licorice), 1608 nucleotides. RefSeq names its product cytochrome P450 71A1-like. Gene Ontology annotation, molecular function: heme binding; oxidoreductase activity, acting on paired donors, with incorporation or reduction of molecular oxygen; monooxygenase activity. The coding region runs from base 46 to 1608 and encodes 520 amino acids. Lineage: Eukaryota; Viridiplantae; Streptophyta; Magnoliopsida; Fabales; Fabaceae. The transcript has 2 exons. The record is from RefSeq and is a predicted model, not a curated record.